Molecule: messenger RNA, 3061 nt
Organism: Cornus florida
Lineage: Eukaryota; Viridiplantae; Streptophyta; Magnoliopsida; Cornales; Cornaceae
Exons: 5
Coding region: 212-2530 (772 amino acids)
Source: RefSeq, a predicted model, not a curated record
CUCGUGUGUGCACACUACACAGCGUAUCGCUCUCUCUCUCUUUCUCUCUCCUCUUCGCAUGUAAUCUUCUUCUCAACUUUCCCUAUUUAAUUUAUACAGUUUAUCCAUUCCUGUACAGAAAAGGGCUUUUCUCUUAGCAGUGUUGAAGCAAUUCGGAUCUCCUCUAUGAACUGUCGUUUUACUUGCUUAUAGUGCACUUUUUUGGAGACAAAUGAGAGGAAAAGGAAAACCAAUAGGUCAUUCUCGACCUAGAACUUGUUCUGGGAGGAAGGCACUGAAAAGGUGCAAGAAUAUUGGGAAAGCUGAUAAUGUUGUCCUCAUCGAUGUUGAUGGUGAUAAUAUUGAUAAUGUUAUUAUCAUAGACGUUCCCGACUCUUUACCACAGAAACAACAAGGUUCAAGUGUACCAAGAGAAGACAAAAAUUGUCCAUUGCAGAAUGUAAUUUGCAUUGAUGAUGAUGAAAGUGCUGAUAGCAACCAUCUUGGAAUUGGUGUCGACGGUGCCGAUAACUUUCAUAGUGAUGGCUCCUCUAGCACAAGACCUUGUCCCGUUUCCAACCAUUCCCUAGAUGCAGAUGGUGAUGAGUGUCAGUUUGUUCAGGAAAAUAUAUCUCCAAUAAAGAUAUCGAAGUGCAAAAGAACCUAUUCUGGGAAAGCUUCAACCAGAAAUCGUUAUGGUUUGAAUCCUGAGCCGGAGAGUUGUUCAUCUGAUAAUGAUUGUCCUGAUAGUGAGUUUAUGGAAGGUUCUUCUGGAAAGCUUCAAGAACAGUGGGAAAAAGCUUUCUUUAAAAGAAAGAAAGGUGUCUGCAGUGGUCAGUCUGAAGCUUCUAGGUCCCAUACUGAUGGUUGCCAAAAUGUCGAGGUAGAAAACAUGACUGAGCAACGUCCAAAAGCCCCGGUUUGUUCCAGUUCAAGCAAUGCCAGCUAUGAAAAAGAAGCCCACAAGUUCAGUAAUCAAGGUUCUUUUGGGAAUCUUCCAGAACACUGGAAAAAGAAUUUCUGCAAUGGUCAAUCUGGUGCAGGGAAUCAAGCUAGUGUUCUUAGGUUUAAUUUAGAUUCUCAACAAAAUGUUGAAGUGGAAAACAUGACUGAUUCGCAGACAAAUGCCCCAGGUUAUUCUAGUCCAAGUUCUCCUUUUACUGCAGCAGGUGAUGGCAAAUUGGGGAGCACUUCUCCUAAUCCAAUGAUGAAUUCUAAUGCUGAUUUUGAUUUGAAGUCAACAGAAGAAACACGAUUUUCUUGGAGUAAGGCUGAUGUUCGGGACAAAGGAGAGUCUUUCACAGCAGAUCCUCCCUCCAACUAUGCUGAGUGGCAACCCUGCAGACACUGCAAGCAUGGUGUCUCCUGUUUCUGCAGCGAAGAAAAACAAAGUUCUCGAGGACCUUUUUCUUCUACUCUAGAACAGGAUAAUGAGCAAGUUAAUCCUGCAAAAGAAUUUUCUCAUAUUAAGGAGAAAAACCCAUGGGCAGAAACUUGUUUGUCUAAUUCCGAGCCAAGGGUUGACAUAAAUUGUGGUCAUAGCAAAGCUAGUUUGAUGGUUGACGAGGUUUUUUCUAGCCAUAGCCAAUGGCUGGCUGAAUCUCUGGGUGAUCAUGGCAGAUUUGUCAAUAGAAACAAACGUAAAAAGUUUCAUCAGACAGCUUCCAGUUCUAAUGAAUUAAAACAAAAUAGCAGUAGUUUUGCUGAUAAGGAGAAAUCAGUGUCUGGAGAACCUUCAUUUCGGCAUACUCAAUCAUCUGAUGGAACUGGGGUUAAUCAUGGUGUUGUUUUUGACGAUGAAGUUGCGGCUGUUUCUGGAGGAACUUUCUGUAGAGGUCCAUCAUUGGUCAAGUCAGGAAUCAGUAAUGAAAAGGGUUUUUCUCAAGAAGUAGGGAAGUCUCUUCCUGAGGAACCAUCUUUCUGCAACUUUCAUCAUAAUGAAGCACAAACAUCUGUUGUACCUAUGUCUGAUAGUCAACAGCUUGAUGAGACGGAUAACUCAAUGAAUACACAAAACGGUGAUGUUACAGACACUGUUCAUAGUUGUUUGAUUAGUAAACGAGAAAAGCUGAAGGAAACUGAUGAAUAUAAACGAGCAAUAGAGGAAGAAUGGGCAUCUAGGCAGCGAGAAUUACAAAUUCAGGCAGAAGAAGCACAACAGUUGCGGCGGCUGCGGAAGAGGGAAAAAGCAGAAAGCAUGCGUCUGUUAGACAUGGAGAGAAGACAAAAACGACGUGUGGAGGAAAUACGAGAGACUCAAAAGAAGGAUGAGGAAAAUAUGAAUGUAAAAGAGCAACUUCGUGCUGAAGUUCGGAAGGAGCUUAAUAAGCUGGAAAUGGCGUGUCAUGAUAUGGCUUCACUUUUGCGUGGCUUAGGAAUCGAUGUGAGUGGGGGAUUUCAUCCCUUGCCAAAUGAGGUGCGUGUAGCUUAUAAGCGAGCCUUGCUAAGCUUUCACCCAGAUCGAGCUUUGAAAUCUGACGUUCGUCAGCUGGUUGAAGCUGAGGAAAAAUUUAAGCUUAUUUCUCGCAUGAAGGAGAAGUUUUUGUUAUGAUGAUUCUUGAUUAUGAAUACAAGGUUUGCAUAUUGAUUAGAUUUGAUUAAUCCUCUCACUGGUAUGGGUGAAUGUUGUGAAUCUGCCUUGUAUCCUUUAUGGUUUUCCAUGGAGCGGCCUUCAAGCUAUUACCUGGUCUUGUCCUACCGGGUAGACGAAUCAUUAUUUUGUGAAGCAGUUGUAGCCUUCUGUAUCUUCUAGCUAAAGCAUUGUUUUUUUCAUCCAAAGUUGAUUCACUUUGUGUGGGUGACCAUGAUUCUUGGGGAAUUAUCAUUUUUACCAAUUCAUUUAGUAGUUUUGGCAUAUGAAAACUGCUGAAUUCUAUGUAAUUAUUAGAAAAUAGAAUAUGCAACCUUUCAACCCAUGACUGAAGAGUGAAGGGUUGAUCAUGACCUAGCAUUCUUUGGAUCUUGUUGAGUUUGGUGACUGUCCCAAUUGUUUUGGACUAGAAUUUACUUUGAUAUGGGCUUUUGGGGAUGAAAAUGUUUCUGUAAGUUCGAGGAAUAUGUUUUUUUUUUUUUUUUUUUUUUU